AUGAAUCACACACACACACAAAGCAAUUUUCUGCAAAAAAAAACAAACUAUCAAACUAUCGAAUCACAUUUUCUUUCUGCAAAUAAUACGAUAUAAAAUAUGGACACUGUACAAGUUUAUUAUACAAAUUUCGAAUCCAAACCACCUGUACGUGAUAUUUGUUGGAAAGAUUGUGGUUUCACUAUGAAGAAUCAUGUUUUUCCAUUCCCACAAGAUGGUUCUGGUCAUAUUUUUGAAUUUAAAAUUUGGCAAAAAAUUACUACAACACCUAGCAGUCUAGUAGUAGUGGAAAAAAACAACGUGACCAAAAAAAAUUCAUGUGAUAAAGAAUAUUCGUAUCCUAAAGAAGAAUAUACAGCCGAAAUACAUAAAGUACAAUUGAGUGCCAUUCGUGUAAUGCGUUCAUAUUUUCCAUGCAUACUUACAUUUAAAAUCCAUCGACGUCCAAUUUAUUAUCGUAUUAAAUUUUCACAUGAUCUAAAUUUAAAAUGGUUAAUUGGCUGCAUAAUGAGUGAAAUUAGUUGUUUCACUUGGGAUAAAAAAUAUACUGAUCUUAGCGAUCGUCGUUUUGUAUUGGAGAAUAAAAUUUUACGUAUGAUACAUCAACAAAUGAAAAUGCAAGGACUUUGUUGCCGUCAACAAGUUAAAAAUAAUGAAAUUAUCGAAUCAAAAUCCGAUACAGUAGUACCAGCAGCUGAAGUAUCAGCACUAGAAUGCCUUUAUGAUUCUGAUGAAACGGAUGAAUCUAAUGACACCGAUGAUGAUGAUGAUGAUAUAAAACCGAUGAUGAUGAUAAAACAGAAAAUGAUUCUCAUGGCGAUAUUUUUGUUUGUGAAAUAGAUGAUGAAAAGUUUAAAUUUUCUAUUCUUAAUUUUCUUAAUUUUGGCUGCAUUCAGAAAAAAAAGGCUUGUUUAUGAAUGAAUUGUGUAAUGAAUCAAAGGAACAAAGAACUUCUGAAUAUAGUAGUAAUUUUCUUAUCGUUUUUUCAUUCUUCUUG
Dermatophagoides farinae (American house dust mite) is the source of this 997-nucleotide messenger RNA. RefSeq lists its product as uncharacterized. NCBI's taxonomy places the organism in Eukaryota, Metazoa, Arthropoda, Arachnida, Sarcoptiformes, Pyroglyphidae. The record is from RefSeq and is a predicted model, not a curated record.